AUGAACCACACGGGGAGUGGAGCUGGUGAGGAUGAGAAACUCUUGGCAUUAUGUAAUAAUUUGCCUCUGAAAUCACCCGUUGUGCAAGUAUUGAUUGAUUUACAUGGCAGAAAAUUGAUUCAAGAUAGGAGCUGUUGCCAGAAAGUGAAGCUGGCUUCAUUUGUUCGGUUUAGGAUUAGAUCACUUGAUCCUUUGAUUGCUUGUUCUGAAUUGGUUAUUCAGAAUUUCGGAAAUAGUGGGAUCAAACAUGCAAGUCCCGUGUGGCAUUUGGCAAUGGGUAGGGGCAGAGGAAAAGGGAAGAAGCAAUCUGUUAUAUCUGAGGAUCCUGGAAGUGGUGAAGAGGAUAAAGUCCCAGCAUACAGAAGAAGAGGAAGACCACUAAAGCCACUGAUUGAUGAAAUUGAAGAAGUGGAAGUAACUGACAUUACAGAGAAAGAUGAGGAAAAUGUGAAAGGUAAUGGCUCUACCAAUGAUUUGAAAACUCAGGCUAUCACAGUAAAUAAAAGAAAAAGAAAGAGAUCCACACAGAUUAAAGAAAAGAUAGAUCCCAUGAAAGAGGAUAAUGGCAUCCUAGCAAAGUCAGGCCCUGAUGAUUCAAUAAAGUCUACUGGAUUCCGACAGAAUGGUAGCCGACGUAAGAACAAGCCUCGCCGUGCUGCUGAAGCUGGAGUAGAUUGCAAGUGA
Messenger RNA from Sphenostylis stenocarpa, 684 nucleotides. Lineage: Eukaryota; Viridiplantae; Streptophyta; Magnoliopsida; Fabales; Fabaceae. The record is from the annotation of a GenBank genome assembly.